Messenger RNA from Meyerozyma guilliermondii ATCC 6260, 2079 nucleotides. RefSeq lists its product as uncharacterized. NCBI's taxonomy places the organism in Eukaryota, Fungi, Ascomycota, Pichiomycetes, Serinales, Debaryomycetaceae. The coding region runs from base 1 to 2079 and encodes 692 amino acids. Gene Ontology annotation, biological process: positive regulation of DNA-templated transcription. Gene Ontology annotation, cellular component: SWI/SNF complex. The transcript has a single exon. Gene Ontology annotation, molecular function: histone binding; DNA binding. The record is from RefSeq and is a predicted model, not a curated record.
AUGAGCCUGUCGGAUUCUCCGUCACCGCAGGACAAACCAGCAUCGUCUGAAUUCGAUCCCAUAAACUCAGAGGUGCUGUUGAAUGACAACGAUGGCUCGUACUUGAGCGGAGCCUCGCCUCAAGAUAACCCUGAUUUGGGCAUCGACAUGAACAUAGACAUGGAACCUACGCGAAAUACCUAUCAUGGUUCCACCGAAACACCGGCAGACUUGAAAGAUUUCAAUGAGUUUCCCCAAGCAGAUGAAGAGUCGAGUGAAGACAAACCGAAGACCAAUACCGACACGAAUGCCGAUUCCAAUGCUGAUGCCAACACCACCGCCAUCGCUAAUACCGACGCCGAUGUUGAUAUGGGCGAAAACGACGAAAAGGAAAACAUCGACAAAGACGCAAAAGACGCAACCACUGCCCCCGACGAUGACGACGAUAUCGUAGCCCAUCGCCCCCACGCAAAAAAGGGCCUCAAAAUUGAGGACGAGACCACCAUGCCCAAUGCACCCGAUUCGAAGGAUGACUCCAGCGAGUACGAGACGCUGGAAAGUCGAAAGGUGGGUGACGAGGGCGAUGUGGACCACCUGUCAAAUGUAAAACAAACCCACACCAUCAUAAUGCCAUCAUACUCGCGGUGGUUCAAAAUGAAGUCGAUCCACCCUAUAGAGAAAGAGAGUCUUCCCGAGUUCUUUAAGUCAAAACACCCGUCAAAAUCACCUACGAUCUACCUCAAUUACAGAAACUUCAUGAUCAACUCUUAUAGACUCAAUCCAAACGAAUACUUAACGUUGACUUCUUGUCGGCGUAAUUUGGUUGGCGAUGUUGGAACUUUGAUGAGAGUGCAUCGUUUCCUCAAUAAAUGGGGUCUAAUAAACUAUCAGGUGAAUCCUCACUUUAAGCCUGGAUACCCGAUCGAAAAACUCAAUAAUGGAACUACGGCUGGCCUUCCUUUUACGGGUGACUACCAUGUUACCUAUGACAGCCCUAGAGGCCUUUUUCCCUUCACUACUCAUAAUAUAGCUUCCAAUAAGGUUGAUGUAUCAAAAUUGCGGGAACUAGUCGGUACCGGCUCCGGCAAUGGGGAAGUCCACACUGACUUCAAGGAGAGCAACUUAGACUCCAAUGACGACGCACCUCCUCAAAAGAAGCAAAAGACCCACCACUGGACAGAAGAAGAAACUUCAAACUUGUUGGCGGGAAUAAAAGAGUUCAAGAAUGAUUGGUAUAAGGUCUCCAAAAAAGUGGGUACCAAAACUCCGCAGGAGUGUGUACUCAAAUUUCUCCAGGUUCCAAUUGAAGAUAGCUACGACAAGUUGGGUGAUGUUGGUAUAAUGAAGUAUGCUUCCAACUUCCCCGUCAAUGGUGUUGAUCAUCCCGUGAUAAACAAUUUGGCUUUCAUGGCUCAAUUGGUGGAUAGUGACGUCGCCAAAGCUGCAAGUGGUCGUGCAAUCAAAGAAAUGGAUUCCAAGAUUCAGGAAAAGAUAGAAAAGGUGAGUGUUGAAGCCGCUAAACAAGAAGAUAUAAAGGAAGAAGAAAAGAGCGAUGAGGUGAAGGAGAAUGGAGCCAUCACAACAGAAGAAUCUACCGACGUGGUGCGUGACGCUGCAGUAGCUGCGUUUGGCAUUGUCGGUGCCCGCAGUCAUUUGUUUGCUACCUAUGAGGAUCGUGAAAUGCACAAGUUGGCGCAUUCAAUCAUUAAUCAACAGUUGACCAAAGUUGACUUGAAGCUUCAAAAACUUGCUGAAUUGGAAAAGAUGUAUGAGAAAGAACGCAAGCUUUUGGCGAAGCAGCAACAGGAAGUUUUCCUCGACAGGUUGGCUUUUACGCGGUCUACAACCACCAUAACCACCAAGCUUGCCGAAGUAUUGGAUACUUUGAAACAACAGGAAGUGGAUGAUAAAGUCAAGCUGCUUCUUUCAGAAGUGGAGUCACAAUUGUAUAAGCCUACGAAACAUUCGGUGGUACUGAAUGCGGCCGCAUCAUCCACAAAGGAAAAUGGAGAUAGCAAUGGGUCUGAUGCCAAGGGAGAUGAUAACGAGAAACCUUUGUCUCUAGAAGCUCCACAGACCUUUAAGGUGUGGGUGCCCUAA